AGUCAGGCUACUCCCACGAGCCUUACAACUGGAAUGUCACUUUCUAUGUUCUGUACAGAGACGCAGGGCAGGCUAGGCUAGACUAUAAGUAACAUAUUUUUCAAGUUUGACUACUUGUUGAAACAUUCACUGGUGGUGAAACUCCAUGCUACCCUAACUUUUAAUUAGUAGGCUUAGGCUAGGCCUAUAGGCUUAUAGCCUGUAGGCUACACAACAAUUUACACGCUUAAUUGGCGUCUUCACAUUAUUAACUAGGCUAAAUAGGUUUGUAUGGCAAAUUAGCUUGGUAUGACACCCAAUUUACACAGCAAGCCUCUGGGGUGGCCCCAUGACUUUUGUUUCCUUCUUCCUGAACUGGACUGGAGCUAACUACGGGGAACUGGCAACAUAUGUUACACUAUUUCAAAACCAGGUCGCCAUCUAGUGGACAUAGCCACUCAAGCAAUUUAAAGGACAACAGGAAGGCCUGGCAUGAUAAGACCUGGAAGAUCACAGGAGCAGCCACACGAAGGCAAGGGGCAAAAGUCUGUUGAGCAAAGCAUUUCAGCAAUUCAGACUUCUUUGUCCCCGCAAGAGUUGCGGUCACAAACUGUAAUAGCUUAAAGCGUUUGUCUCCACACAACUCCGGUUGCGCACUGACAUUCUAAGAAUGAACAGAACAGAAGGAUCAGCUGAAGGAAAUCCAGCGGUUCUCCAACACAUGAGGAUCGUUCUGCUGUCAGACAGGCUCUCAGGAGGGCCGUCUUCUUCGGCGGCGAGCGCCAUCCUGGGCCGAGAGGAGUGCGAUCCUCACGUGGUCACGCUGCAGUGUGUGAAGAGGCAGGGAGAGAAGGCUGGCAGGCAGGUCACCCUCAUAGAGGUCCAGGCGUGGAGAGAGUACGAGUAUCUCGCUAUGAAGACCACCCCCAGGCUUGUGAAACAGGAGAUGCUGUCGGGCGUGGCGUUGUGUGCUCCUGGCCCCCACGCAUUUCUGCUGGCCAUCCACGAGGACGCGGCGCUCUCUGAGGAGAUGAGGAACGCCGUGUCUGACCACGUCGACGUGUUCGGUGAGGCCGCUUGGAAUCAUUCCAUCGUCUUGUUCAUCUCCACCGACAAGCCUUUGUCGGCGGAGAAAGCGGAAUUCAAGAUCGAAGGCAGCAUGCUCCAGUGGCUCGUGGAGAAAUGCGGGAACCGAUAUCACGGCCUCAACGUCAACAGCAAGAGCGAGAGGCAAGUCGCCGAGCUGCUGGAGAAGAUCGAAGAGAUGGUGGCAGGAAACGGAGGCCGUCACUUUGAGAUGGACAGAGGCGUUUUGGAGGAAGAGGAGGAGAGGAAGAAGUCACAGAAUAUGAAAGCGGAGGAGAGACGCAAGGCGGCCAAGAGACAGAGAGACGGUUUGCACUCGGCAAAAGGAAGCCGGUUUCUGCCAACACUCGGGCUUGUCUUGCUGGGCUCCAAAGGAUCCGGCAAGAGUUCAUGCGGAAACACCAUCCUGGGCAGAGAGGAGUUCCGAGUCGGACGGAGGUCGACUGUUUGCGUGAAGAGACAGGGCGCGGUCGCCGGGAGACAGCUGACCGUAGUCGAGGCGCCUGGCUGGCAGGGCUGCUGCCCUCCGGAAUGUUCUCCCAACACCGUCAACCGAGAGAUCGAGCGCAGCCAGUCCCUGUGCGGUCAGCAGGCUCCGCUCGCCUUCCUCCUGGUCGUGCGAGCGGACGAGUGCUUCGGCGAAGCGUUCAGGUGUCCCGCGGAGGGACUGCUGAUGGCGCUGGGCGAGGGCGAGGGCGUGUGGGAUCGGACCGUCGUGCUGUUCACCUGCGGAGACUGGCUGGGGGGCGUGUCCGUCGAGCAGUACAUCGAGGGCGAGGGGGACGCCCUGAGGUGGCUCGUGGAGAGAUGUGGGAACAGGUAUCAUGUCCUCAACAACAACAACAACAACAACGACAACAAGAGCGGAGGAGACGCUCAAGUCACGGAGCUGCUGGAGAAGAUUGAGGAGAUGCUGGCUGGGAAUGGCAGCCAACACGGUGAAGAAGACCUGAUCAGUGUUCUGAAGGAGGGAGAGACGGAUACGGAUACGGAUACGGAUACGGACACGGAUGCGGAUACGCAAGUGGACACAGACACGGAAGCUGAAGACUUGAGGAAGAAAACAGCGGAACAGCGAGAAAGCAUCAAGGCAACACAUGGGAUAACACACCUCCCAGACCUGAGGAUCUUUUUGUUUGGGUUCCGCGGCAGUGGGAAGAGCUCAACGGGGAACACCAUCCUGGGCAGGCGAGCGUUUGAGCUGCGCUCCACCGCCUCGCCCGUGACCGCCCGCGGAGAAGUAGCCGGCCGAACCGUGACCCUGGUGGAGCCCCCAUCCACCGCCUACAAUCUCAUGGACUGCCUCAAGAGGGCGCGAUUGUUAGGCGAGUCCCUGCCUUCUGACGGCGCGCACGCCUUCCUCCUGAUGGUCCGAAUCGACGUCGGGUUCGACGAGAUCCACAGGCAGGUGCUGGAGGAGGAGGUGGAGCUCCUCGGACAGGAAGUCUGGACGCACGUCCUGCCGGUCUUCACCUUCGGCGACUGGCUCGGGGACACGACGAGCAUCGAGCAGCACAUCGUGAGGGAAGGCGAGGCCCUCCGCUGGCUCAUAGACAAGUGCGGCAACAGGUAUCACGUCGUCGACAACAGCAACAGCAACGGCAAGGGGCACGCCGUCAGCGCUAGCAGUCAGGCGGUGGAGCUGCUGGAGAAGGUGGAGGAGAUGGUGUCCAUGAACGGAGGCGUGACUUUUCAACAUGACAUUGACAGCGUGAUUCGUAAAUGGCAGGAUGACUGAAGGAUGGACUGCGUCUCAUAUUGCGCUAAGUCUGCUCCUCUUCGAGUACUCAAAGAACUUGACAGGUGAAUGUAGGCGUCAGAUUUAAUCACAUUCAGAUUUAGUGGUGUCGUGAUUGGGUGAUUCCGUGUCAAAUCAGGACACUUUCGGACCUCAUCGGAACGGAUUUUAAUGAAACUUGGUAUGCUGAUUUAGUUAUAUGAGAAAGCCUCAGAAAUGAAUUUGCACGUUUCUUCAUCAAUAUUAAGGGAGACUCAGAAAGUUUGCAUAAAUUUUGACUUCUUGUAUCUCCUUUACUUUAAGUCACACAGAAAUGGUUCUUAUGUCAUUUGAAAGCUCUUUUCCAGCUCUAUAUUUUAUAAAUGCAUACAAUACCCCAAAUGAAAGGUGGCCGAGUUAUCAGAGAUUAUAAUAUUAAAAUUUGAAUAGCAAAAAAAUAUUUAAAAUUUCUUCAUUUUUUCCCUACAGCUAGCCUGUAAUGUCAUUGACCUCCUGAAAAUGUGGUCUGUGGUUUUUGAGGCAUUGCAGAGAUAUUGUGACCUAUAAGGUGGCAUCGCAUAGGUUCCAGUCACUAAUGGGCCACUUUGACAUGAAACUUAUUGCAAACACAGGUGUAAAUAAUCCAGUUAAUUAAGUU
Molecule: messenger RNA, 3440 nt
Organism: Sardina pilchardus (European sardine)
Lineage: Eukaryota; Metazoa; Chordata; Actinopteri; Clupeiformes; Clupeidae
Product: GTPase IMAP family member 8-like
Exons: 6
Coding region: 650-2803 (717 amino acids)
Molecular function (GO): GTP binding
Source: RefSeq, a predicted model, not a curated record